UCCACGUAGUAGGCGCUGCAAGGAGCCCCUCCUCGUGCCGCGCGAUCUAGCGCGUUCAUGUGCUAACCAGAAAAGGCGUCAACACUAAGAAACUCUCAUCUACAUCUUCUCCAUGCCGGCUAUAAACGAGGCGGCAUAGAUAAAAGUUUUCCAAACAUUUGAAAUGAUGCACGCCCAAUAUAUAUCUAUAGAUUUACUUUGUUACAAAAGUUGAGAUGCAUAUUCAUUCUAGAAAAGUUCAUACAAAAAUGACAAAUUGUAAGUGCAAGUGCAUUAGAAGACAAAAAUUCUAGGCAUGUGUAUUUUAGUACAGGCACUAGAACUUUGUCAUUUUCGUAUGUUUUUUUUUUUGCAAAUAAAGUCUGUAUCUCAACUUUUGCAACAAUAUACAUAUACAGAUGGACUAUAGAUGUGCAUCGUUUCAAUUUUUUUAAAAACUUCUAAGCGUGGUUUUCAUAUAGAUUUUCACCACCGAAGAGGUGGUUUACACCGAAUAUUUUUCCAUAGAUGACGUGACACUUUUGGAAAUAAGAAAACCAAACAAUCCUUUGGCAUCGGUUUUAGACUUGGGCGCAUAUCUUGGAACAAAAUAUCCUUUUGGAAAUAUGUCCUUAUAUUGCAUUUAUUUGAACUUGUUAGUGUCAAUAUAUUUAUUCUAAAACUUAGUUGAAGUUAGAGAAGCUUGAUACAAUUAUUUAAUUGGAAAUAUAUCAGGUGCAAACUAAUCUCUUUGUGCAAACUUAAAUCUGGAAAACCGGAUCAACAUGAGAGGGGCCACGGGGGAUUGGAUAAUUUUACAAUUAACCCUCCGCCGGAGUGGAAUCCAAUUUAGGCUAUAUAUACACCCCAAGCGCAAAGCAAGUGAUUCCAUCCACUCCACACCAUACGCAGCAAGCAAUGCAUAGAGAGUAGUUUAUCCACAGUCCAGCAUGGAUCUGGUGACUGGGGCUGUGGGCAGCCUCGCCUCCAAGCUGCUCCAUCUACUCGGGGAGGAGUACAAGCUGCAGACGACAGGACUAACGAAACAAGUCCAGUCUCUCUCGGCAGAGCUGGAGAGCAUCCGCGCCUUCCUCCACAAGGUCGGCAACGUGCCGUGGUACCGGCUCGACGAGCAGAUCAAAGUCUGGGCACGUGAGGUCAGGGACAAGUGCUACGACCUGGAGGAUGUCUUCGACUCCUUCCUCGUGCACUUGGAGGACCCUGAGACUGCAGAUCCGAGCAGACUCAAACGCGCCAUGCACAAGAUGGGUGACUUGUUCGCCAAGGGCAAGGCUCGCCAUGACAUUGCCAACGACAUAGAAGACAUCAUGAAGCAACUCGUAGAGGUUGCCGCCAGGCGUAACAGGUACAAAAUUGAUGAUUCCAUUGAGACCAAGCCUUCAUCCACAACAAGUGAUCCUCGCCUUCCGGCUCUCUACAAAAAACCUUCAGAGCUCGUUGGCAUCGACGAGCCAAGGGAUGCACUCAUCCAAAUGCUGUCCGUAGGGGGGCAGGAGAAAAAGAUAAUCUCCAUUGUAGGCUCUGGAGGAUUGGGCAAGACCACCCUUGCCAAGGCUGUGUAUGACAAGCUUAUAAAUAUUAACGGACGAUUUGAUUGCUGGGCUUUUGUUCCAGUGGGACAAAAUCCUGACCAGAGGAAAAUCCUGAGGGACAUUCUUAUUGAUCUCCUCAAGCCGACAAACGCGAUCAAUGCUCUUGUUAACACAAGGUUCAGCCUUGGUGAUCUAAUGGAAUUGGAUGAAAAGCAGCUCAUCGACGAACUCCGUGAACAGCUCCAAGGUAAAAGGUACUUCAUUGUUGUAGAUGAUAUAUGGGAGAGGUCAAUGUGGAGAACCGUUGACCUUGCUUUUGUUGACGGUAAUUGUGGAAGUAGAUUACUCACAACUACACGUAAGUCUGAAGUUUCAAAGGAAAUUGGUGAAGUUUAUAAAUUACAUGAACUUUCAGACAAUAACUCCAAAAAACUGUUUCAUUCAAUAACAUUCGGCGGGGAAGAAAAACAUCCUUGUAGUGAUGAAUUGGAUAAGGUAUCUAAUACAAUUAUAAAGAAAUGCGGUGGCCUACCAUUAGCCAUUGUUACAAUAGCUGAGGUGCUGGCUAGGAAACCAAUAGAGGAGUGGUCUAAUGUGUACAACUCAAUUGGUUUUGGCCCUGACGAUAACAAAGUUGAGGAUAUGAAAAAGAUAUUAUCUUUUAGCUAUUAUGACUUACCUUCACAUCUAAGGACCUGCUUAUUGUAUCUAAGUACAUCUCCCGAAGAACAAUUUAUUGAGAAAAGGGAAUUGAUAUUGAGGUGGAUAGCUGAAGGUUUUAUCCAUGAGGAAAGAGGCAAGGCAUCUUUUGAUGUCGGAGAUAACUAUAUCCAUGAACUCGUAGAUAGAAACUUGGUAAUUCCAGUAGAGGACAAACGCUCAGGCAUUUUACAAGGUUGCCGUGUCCAUGACAUGCUACUUCGUCUCAUUCGACAGUUGUCAACUGAAGAGAACUUUGCUGUUGCACUGGGUAAAGACGAACGGUCAUCAGUUGAACAAAGCAAAAUUCGUCGCUUAGCCCUCCUAAUGUUAACAAAAGAAACUAAUUAUAAGGACAUGCCACGAUUGAGGUCAUUUAAUGCCACAAUAUGUUUUACAGAACUCAUUCCCCCUGUGUGCAGCUUUAAAGUUUUGCGGGUCCUAGUUCUAGAGUAUUGUAUUGGUAUGGAAGGUUAUCCUAUUAAACAUAUUGCAAAGUUACUCCAUCUGAGGUACAUAGGGCUAUCUCAUACACCCGUUCGUAAGCUCCCCAAAGAAAUAGGGCAUCUUAAGUUUCUGCAAACACUGCUAUUGGAUGACACCGGGAUAAAAGAACUGCCAUCCAGUGUACGCUUGCUAAAACAAUUGAUGUGCCUGCGUGUUGAUGAGAAGACAAGAGUGCCGGAUUGGAUUGGGGAGAUGACAUCCCUAGUGGAACUAGAGAUGUACCAUGAAGUGUUGCCGGAUUUGGUUAUUAGGGAGACACCCCCCGUACAGAAGCAAGAGAUGCACAGUGGUGCCGACAACAAGUGCUCUAUAAGGCGGUUCGUGAAGGAGUUGGGCAACCUGAGAAAUCUCAGAGUGCUUAAGACUGGCCUUCAUUUACAAGACCAAGGGCAGGGAAGAGAAUUUCUGGAGUCUCUAAGCAAACUCCACAAGAUGCAAGACGUAUCCAUCUUACUCCCGGCGGCAUUCUUAGAAAUGGACAUGGGUACAGAACCUAGAUUUGCCCUGUCAAGCCUCCGUACGCUGGAACUGUUAAAUCUGCAGUUCUCAAAGCUGCCGGCAUGGAUGAAUGGUGAAUGUCUUCCCAACCUCUGCAAGUUGAAGGUGCUGUUGACUGAUGCGGACGAGCAGGAUGUUGGAAAUCUCGGGACGUUACGACAGCUCCGUGACCUCACGCUAGUGAUCACAAGAUACCACAGAUUAAAACUCACUGUUUGUGGAUGCGGAGGAUUCGACAGUUUAAUAUUCUUACAUGGUGGACCGUUACAGUUUGUACCGGAAACAAUGCCAAGGCUUGAAAACAUCAUCUUUAGUAUCACAGUGUUUGAGUUAAGAGACGCCAAAAUCAGUUUUGACUUCGGCUUGGAAAAUCUUUCAUCCCUCCAGUGUUUGACUGUCGGCUUGGAUUGUGCCGAUGCCAGUCCUGAGGAAGUGGAGGAAGCAGAGGCUGCGAUCAGGCACGCAGUUGACACCCACCCCAAUCAUCCAUCACUUUUAGUGAAAAGGAGCAAUGAGGACAAAAUGGGGCCCGUGGAUGCAGAUUCAAGGAUAUUUUCUCGAAAAAUGUACAAGAUGUUGCAGGAUUCCACGCUCAAUGAACAAAUCAAAAAGCUCAACGACCAAAUCGAUGUUCAAAACAAUUGUAAUAGCACACUGUAUAAUCAGGCCCAAGAAAUGGCACAUACUAUACCCCAGGGGCAUCCCAGCAUUGCAAAGAUCCAGUGGACCUCGGUAUACGUGGUGGAGAUGGUAGUACUCCGAAAACAACUUGUCGACACAUUCCAAACGAUAAAUGAUACGUCAGACCCUGACCAACUGAUGCAACAUAUUAAGCUUCAGGAACGAUUGUUCGACCUGUACAAAGUUGAAAAUAAGAGAAUGGCCGCAAUCGUGGAGGAACUGAAAGCUGAGCUCAAGAUAUCUGAUAAUGUCGCCGAUGCUGAGGAAAAAGGGGAGCAUUGAGGUUUGUAGACAUCUGCAAUCGUACUACAAGUUCCAUGGUCGUCAACUCAUCUUUUUUCGAUCUGCUCAGUUCUUGGGGGGUGGGGGGUGGGGAUAUUUUCUUGUUUUUAGCACUUAGUAGCUUGUUGCUUCUUUUUCACACUUACC
Molecule: messenger RNA, 4346 nt
Organism: Panicum virgatum (switchgrass)
Lineage: Eukaryota; Viridiplantae; Streptophyta; Magnoliopsida; Poales; Poaceae
Product: disease resistance protein RGA5-like
Exons: 6
Coding region: 930-4199 (1089 amino acids)
Biological process (GO): defense response to other organism
Molecular function (GO): ADP binding
Source: RefSeq, a predicted model, not a curated record